CUGCGCGGCGGGGCGAUGAGCGGCGCCCGGGCCCCGGGCCCGGAGGCCGGCGCCGCCGGGGCCGAACCCCCCGGCGCGGCACUGAGCGUGGACGUGGCGGGGCUGCUGGUGCAGCUGGCGCGCAGCUUCGCGCUGCUGCUGCCGGUGUACGCGCUGGGCUACCUGGGCCUGAGCUUCAGCUGGGUGCUGCUGGCGCUCGGGCUGCUCGUGUGGUGCCGCAGGAGCCGCGGCCUCAAGGCCACCCGUCUGUGCCGCGCGCUGGCGCUGCUGGAGGACGAGGAGCGCGCCGUGCGCCUGGGGGUGCGCGCCUGCGACCUGCCGGCCUGGGUUCAUUUUCCAGACACUGAAAGAGCAGAAUGGCUAAAUAAGACUGUAAAACACAUGUGGCCUUUCAUUUGCCAAUUUAUAGAGAAGUUAUUUCGAGAAACCAUAGAGCCGGCUGUGCGGGGAGCACACACCCACCUCAGCACCUUCAGCUUCACGAGGGUUGACGUGGGGCAGCAGCCCCUCAGGAUCAAUGGUGUUAAGGUGUAUACUGAAAAUGUGGACAAAAGGCAAAUUAUUUUGGACCUUCAGAUUAGUUUUGUAGGAAAUUGUGAGAUUGAUUUGGAGAUCAAGCGAUAUUUUUGUAGAGCUGGUGUGCAAAGUAUACAGAUUCAUGGUACAAUGCGGGUGAUCCUGGAACCACUGAUUGGAGACAUGCCCUUAGUGGGAGCUUUGUCUAUCUUCUUCCUUAGGAAGCCACUUUUAGAAAUUAAUUGGACAGGACUGACUAAUCUUCUCGAUAUCCCCGGAUUGAAUGGUUUGUCAGAUACUAUCAUUUUGGACAUAAUAUCAAACUACCUGGUGCUUCCCAACCGAAUCACAGUUCCUCUUGUCAGCGAAGUUCAAAUAGCACAGUUGCGGUUUCCUAUACCAAAGGGUGUCCUGAGGAUACACUUUAUUGAAGCUCAGGAUCUUCAGGGAAAAGACACUUACCUUAAGGGACUUAUCAAGGGGAAGUCAGACCCCUAUGGAGUGAUUCGAGUUGGCAACCAAAUCUUCCAAAGCAAGGUCAUCAAGGAGAACCUCAGUCCAAAGUGGAACGAGGUGUACGAGGCUCUGGUCUAUGAACAUCCCGGACAAGAAUUAGAGAUCGAGCUCUUUGACGAAGACCCAGACAAGGACGACUUCCUCGGAAGUCUUAUGAUUGAUCUUAUUGAAGUUGAAAAGGAGCGCCUUUUAGAUGAAUGGUUCACCCUGGACGAGGUCCUCAGAGGAAAGCUGCACUUGAAACUGGAGUGGCUCACGCUCAUGCCAGACGCUUCAAACCUCGAGAAGGUGCUGACAGACAUCAGAGCUGACAAAGAUCAAGCCAAUGACGGGCUGUCCUCCUCGCUGCUCGUCUUGUACUUGGACUCAGCCAGGAACCUCCCGAGUAUCUACGAGGGAAACUUUGGGUGUGGCUACUUAAAAGAGAGGCGAGCGUCGGGACUAGUGUUUUGUGAAAAUACUGCCUCAGUCUGUAGAGCACUAUUUAGUAACCCAUUAGAAUUUAACCCUGAUGUCUUGAAGAAGGCUGCAAUUCAGAAAGCUUUAAAGUCAGGGAAGAAAAUAAACAGCAACCCAAAUCCUCUUGUCCAAAUGUCAGUUGGUCACAAGGCCCAGGAGAGCAAGAUUCGGUACAAAACCAAUGAACCUGUGUGGGAGGAAAACUUCACUUUCUUCGUUCACAAUCCCAAGCGCCAGGAGCUCGAGGUGGAGGUGAAAGAUGAGCAGCACCAGUGUUGCCUGGGGAACCUGAGGAUCCCUCUCAGCCAGCUGCUCGCCUGCGAGGACAUGACCCUGAACCAGCGGUUCCAGCUCAGUAACUCAGGCCCCAACAGCUCACUGAAGAUGAAGCUCGCCCUCAGGGUACUCCACCUUGAAAAGCAAGAAAGGUCUCCAGACCACCAGCACUCAGCUCAAGUAAAGCGACCCUCUGUUUCCAAGGAAGGGAGAAAAAUAUCUGUCAGAUCUCAGAUGUCUGCAUCGCCAGGCACUGCUGACAGCAGCACAGCCCCAUCCACGCCGGUCAUGGGGGGCUGCGAUAAUAAGCCAGGUGUGGAAGAGAGAGCCCAACCCGCAGAGGCCAGCCCGCAGGGUCCGCGGGACCUGGGCAGAAGCUCCUCCAGCCUCCAGGCCGGCAGCACCGGCUCCCCCAGCCACGUCUCCGUCAAGGAGCCCACCCCAAGCAUCGCCUCAGACAUCUCGCUGCCCGUCGCCACACAGGAGCUGCGACAGAGGCUGCGGCAGCUUGAGAAUGGGACGACCCUGGGACAGUCCCCGCUGGGGCAGAUCCAGCUGACCGUCCGGCACAGCUCGCAGAGGAACAAGCUGGUGGUGGUCGUGCACUCCUGCAGAAAUCUCAUUGCCUUCUCUGAAGACGGCUCUGAUCCCUACGUCCGCCUGUAUUUGUUACCAGACAAGAGGAGGUCAGGAAGGAGAAAAACACACGUGUCAAAGAAAACGCUGAACCCCGUGUUUGAUCAGAGCUUUGAUUUCAGUGUCUCGUUGCCGGACGUGCAGAGGAGAACCUUGGACGUGGCCGUGAAGAACAGCGGUGGCUUCCUGUCCAAAGACAAAGGGCUUCUCGGCAAAGUACGACCUCACGGAGGAUGGGACGAGGCCCCACGUGGUGACGUAGGCUGCGCUGGCCGAGGAGCCCCCGCUGUAUCCGCCAGCCCCGUGCCGACACGCAGCCCACACAGACGCACCCAUGCUCUUUUUAUAAUUUCAUGUACUUGGUUACUUGUCCCUUAGUGGUUUUAUAAAACAUUGACGUUUUAGGCAUAUUUGGCCAUUAUUAGCAUUAAGUUUUGUAUGUUUAAUUUCCUCUAGUAUUUGACCAGUUUUUUCGGCGUGCAUAGGAUAGUGGUCAACCGUUGUGUGCAUAAAGCUGUAUGUCAGUUGUCUCUCCUAGGAAGCCGAUAUAUGGUUGUGCUUUUUUAUUGCUUUGUUUUGUAUAUCACUGAGGUGCACUAUGCUGUGUAAAUAGACUAUUUUUUAUAAUCUCUACAUGCUGGUUUGAAUUCAGAAGAAAAUGGAUCAAGGAAAUAUAUAUUUUUUUUCUUCUAAAACUUAUUAAAUUCUUAUGACAAAUAACCGUUUUUGUCUCUGCAGGAAAAAGCUCUCAGUGACCUAUUUUUUGGUGUUUCUUUUUAAAAAGAAAAGCUGAAAGAUUAGUAAAUAUUAGUAUAUUUCUGCCCAUUAUGAAUGAUGAAAGAAUGUAUUCAAAGUAUUUACACUUUCAUAAAUAUAAAGAUGUAUUAUUGAGAAGUCAGUUGAAGUGCUUAUCAGGAAAAAUGUCACAUAACUGAGUUAUAUAAAAUAUUAAGAGAGUUGUCAUGGUUCAUAAAUCAUAGUGCACUAAUCUGAAAUUUCUUACAUAAAAUGGAAUGUCUUAAGUUUAUUUCUAGUUGCUUGUUGUAACUUAUUCAUGAAACAGUGCAGAUACAUAAUCAUACUUUUCCUGAAAUGUAAUACAGACGGAUUUUAAAUGUUAGCAGUUAGUCUGUUGUGAAAUUUACAGUGUUUUUCAGCCCGAAAAGAAAGACAAACUCACGUUGUCCCCGUAGAGGCUGUGAGGUAGGUCGGGGUGAGUAGCUAGGAAGUCGCGGCGGGAGCCGACGCCGGCCCGUGAUCGUCAGCGUGAGGCACACAGAGGACAGAGCCCCCGAGCCGGCGCCAGCCACCACCGCAGCCCCGGGGUUCCGGCACAGCGGCUGCUGGUUGUAAAGAACCCCUUACUGGGUUUCCUCACUUUAUGCCAUGACUGACCUCAGUAUUGGAAUAUUGUUAUACAACUUUUAUUUGGAAAUAUUUUUCUUCUUAGAUUAUGAAAAGCAUGUUUUAGAUACUUAAAGGCUGCAAGCCUCUUACAAGGUGAGGCUCCAUAGCCGUGCGGCAGCUGUGCAUGCCCCGAGCACAGGGUGCACGUGUGCAGAAAGAGCUUUAAGGAUUCUGAGACGUGUGGUGCAAAUGACUUCCUUAGCCAGAGGGCACCCUACAGCUACGUAGUAAUCCCGGGGAAAAUAGAGCUGUGAGAUUGAGUCAGAGACCUCACUAGGGCCCCCGCCAUGGACUCCUGGGCGUGACCGGCCUGCCCAAGUGCCUGUGUGGACGCCACCGCUGCUCCUGCCCUCUGGCGGGUUUCAGUGGUGUCCACCGCACACCUUGAACCCUGGGUGUGCGUGUGAUGGGGCCUGUAGCCUUGCGGUACGUCUCAUGCAGUCGUGCAGACCCGGUGCUCUCGCAGCUUCCUGGGUCAUGAAGCUUCUCCGAAGCCCCAGCAGAGACCAUCUCCUCUGUCGGCGCGGGAGGGCCUUACGAACGUGGUGACACUCAGGGGUGUGUGCUCGGGAAACACCUAACUCUGGUACUGCAGCAGCGUGAGGAAGACAGGUAAUUCCUAAAUCUAAUUGCCUGCCCGUGAUACUAGAUCUUUGGAGAUUUUUUAAAAAUUAGGUUUGUUGUGGGAAUUCCCUGGUGGUCCAGUGGUUAGGACUCGACGCUCUCACUGCCAGGGGCCCGGGUUCGAUCCCUGGCUGGGGAACUAAGAUCCCACAAACCACGCGGUGCAGCCAAAAAAAAAAAAAAAAAGUUUGUUGCAGGGCUUCUGGCAGUGGUCCCCAGCCUUUUCGGCACCAGGGACCGGUUUCGUGGAAGACAGUUUUUCCAUGGACUGGGGGUGGGGUGGGGGAAGAUGGCUCGGGCGGUAACGCCAGCGAUGGGGAGCGACGGGGAGCGGCAGGAGAAGCUUCGCUCGCUCGCCCGCCGCUCGCCUCCUGCUGUGAGGCCAGGCUCCUAACCGGUCCUCCUGCCCGGGGUUGGGGACCCCUGGCUCCUGGCAUAUUUCUAAGACAGGAGAAACACUCACUGAAAUGUAGCAUACCAGUGAUUUCUACCAACAUCCCCAGCUUUUGGGUUUUGUAGCCACGUGGUUCACCUGUUCAAUGUGUAUUUUACAUGGUGGAAUACUUCAGUUAAGCAAUUAGGCAAAAUAAAUGCCGUGAAAGGUACAAAACCCAAACAAAGCCAAUUAGCAGCAUGAUGUCCACCCUCUGUGUGGAUCGUGGGGCUGGACACAGACCCAGCAAACAGCUCCAUUCUCUUUGAAAGGAAAGCGAUGACUCUGAGGUCACUGAAACGCCUCCCAGGUGGGAUUCUGUCUUGAUGGCCGAUGGGUGUUUUGGGAACCUCUUGUGUCCAGUUGGGCAGCUGAGAAUCAGUAUCAGGCCAGACCUCCGCCGGGCUCCAGGAUCCUGGCGAUGGACACUCCGUUCUCAAAACCUUCAUGGCCGGUGGUUCUGAAUAAUUGAUUCAUCUGGGAAAAGGGAACUUUAGCUUUUCUACCAGGAGCCAAACCAAUGGAGGGGAAAUUAGCGUUGGUUAAUUUGAAUUGUUACUUUGUUGCUUAUCCUGUGCCUUAAAGUAGGAAGUGUGAGGCAGUUGCUUCAGGUUAAAACAGAAGGAGCCUUGCAGCUGAAUUCACCACAGUUUCUUCCUUAUCCAGAGGUCAGCCCUCCUUUGUCAAGCACUGAAGCCAGAUGCAGUCAGCGUGUGUGUUUAUAUUGUGGUUGUUGCUUUAACUCCAGUCCAGCUGGAUGGCCUGCUGUGGAUGGAACACAGCAGAAGGUUUAUUGUAGAAUGCCCUUUCCACUCAGCUAAUUUUACACGACAGUGCAUGUGUUUAUUCAAUAAAACGUUUCUGUUAGCUCA
This is a messenger RNA of Globicephala melas (long-finned pilot whale), 5739 nucleotides long. It is a transcript of the gene ESYT2, whose product is annotated as extended synaptotagmin 2. NCBI's taxonomy places the organism in Eukaryota, Metazoa, Chordata, Mammalia, Artiodactyla, Delphinidae. Gene Ontology annotation, molecular function: phosphatidylcholine binding; phosphatidylinositol binding; phosphatidylethanolamine binding. Gene Ontology annotation, biological process: lipid transport. Gene Ontology annotation, cellular component: extrinsic component of cytoplasmic side of plasma membrane; endoplasmic reticulum membrane. The record is from RefSeq and is a predicted model, not a curated record.